AUGCAUCCCUGCAGUGCAACCACCACGACGCCUUUUUCCGUGAAGGAUAUUUUGAAGCUGGAGCACCACCAUGACUUUGGAAAUCAAUUCCUGACGACUGAUCAGGUGGUUCCGAUGAACUAUGAUCCCGUGCGCGGUGCCUCCAGGAGCCGGGACGUUUGGGAGUGCCCACCUGAGCCCUGCGUGUCUGGGACGCGGGAGAAGCUCUCAGCAGCAGAAGAGGAGAUGAAUGAGCAGGAGAUACGCGGUAUUGACAGUUCACCCGACUGUGAGAAAACCACCAGAAGCAGAGCCAGGCCGCGCAGGAAGCCCCGAGUCCUCUUCUCCCAUUCCCAGGUGUCCGAGCUGGAGAGGCGCUUCAGGCAGCAGCGCUACCUGUCCGCCCCGGAGAGAGAGCACCUGGCCCACAUGCUGGAACUCUCCUCCACACAAGUCAAAAUAUGGUUCCAGAACAGGAGGUACAAAUGCAAGCGCCAGCGGCAGGACAAGUCCCUGGAGCUGGCGGGGUAUCCGCCCGCGGUGCGCAGGGUGCCGGUGCCGGUGCUGGUGCGGGACGGGAAGCUCUGCGGCGCGGGUUCCCAUUCGGCAGCACCUUACAACGUGACACUGGGACACUAUAACCCCGUGUUUGGAUACGGAGCCGGCACCGUGUACGGUUAUCACAGUGUGUCACCUGCAGCAGCACAGAUGGAGUUAACGGGGAACAGCCAGGGGCCCUUCGGCCACGGACACUUGCAGGCUUCGUUACAGGGUCUGAGAGGCUGGUGAUUAGAGCAGGAACAGGGCCGGU
Messenger RNA from Pungitius pungitius (ninespine stickleback), 790 nucleotides. RefSeq names its product NK2 transcription factor related 7 (gene nkx2.7). The record is from RefSeq and is a predicted model, not a curated record. Lineage: Eukaryota; Metazoa; Chordata; Actinopteri; Perciformes; Gasterosteidae. Gene Ontology annotation, molecular function: DNA-binding transcription factor activity, RNA polymerase II-specific; RNA polymerase II cis-regulatory region sequence-specific DNA binding. Gene Ontology annotation, biological process: regulation of transcription by RNA polymerase II; cell differentiation. The transcript is spliced from 2 exons. Bases 1 to 768 code for a protein of 255 amino acids. Gene Ontology annotation, cellular component: nucleus.